UCUUUCUUAUGUUCAUUUUUAUUCUUUUCCUGAAGGAAAUACCAAGGAACAAAGUUUUUCCAUCGGGUUAAUUGUAAAGACAAUUGCGUUGGUUCGUGGAACGGCGUCCCCUAAAAGCAUUUGACCAAAAAUCAAUUACGCUGUCAAGUAGCACGCUGUCGACGGAGACCGGCAUAUGACAAAUUACGAAGGGGAAAGGAGUCGAAUGAAACCUGCUUCACAAAAAUCGGUCAUGGUCAUUACACUGUCGCGGUUCAAGCUGUCACGGUGGAGAGACCGUAAGAGUAGAUCGCAGUAGAUCAUUUCAAACAGAUCAAAUCACUCCCUCUCUUUCUCUCUAUCUAACGACAAAACACGUGUCGCUGCCUCCUACCUCGAUUCCCAAGACCUACAUCGAGAAGGCUAGUCUUGCCAAUUGUUGCAUCGUACGUACAGAACGUCGUCGGGCCGCGGCACUAAUUGCAACGUAUCCGCGAAUACCUAAAAAAAAUCUGAACAUUUUCAGAUUUAAUCACUGUGAGACUAAUUGUGUUUAAACAAUCUCAGUAUCCGUGAAACGCAAAAUGGAUCCCGACAGUUUCAAGGAUUUCGCUAGGGAAAUGACGGAGUAUAUUACUAAUUACUUGGAGAAUAUCAGAGAGAGGAGAGUGCUGCCGACGGUGGAACCAGGUUACAUGAAACCCCUUUUGCCGUCCGAGGCUCCACAAACUCCGGAGAGCUGGAAGGAUAUAAUGGGAGACAUUGAAAGAGUGAUAAUGCCAGGGGUCACCCAUUGGCACAGCCCGAAAUUUCACGCAUACUUUCCCACGGCCCAAUCGUACCCAGCAAUCGUAGCUGACAUGCUGAGCGACGCAAUAGCGUGCAUCGGAUUCACCUGGAUCGCGAGCCCCGCCUGCACCGAAUUAGAAGUGAUAAUGUUGGACUGGCUGGGGAAAAUGCUGGACCUGCCGAAGGAAUUUCUAGCCUGCAGCGGUGGGAAAGGUGGUGGUGUCAUACAGGGAACUGCGAGCGAAGCCACUUUAGUCGCGCUCCUUGGCGCCAAGGCGAAAAAAGUGAGGCAGGUCAAGGAGCAACAUCCCGAGUGGACCGACAACGAAAUCGUGGGCAAGCUGGUCGCUUACGGCUCCUGUCAGGCUCAUAGUUCCGUAGAACGAGCUGGACUUCUUGGAGGUGUGAAAUUCCGUCUGCUGGACGUCGACUCGAAGUACAAGCUUCGCGGUGAGACACUGGCCGAGGCCAUUCGGAAGGAUAAAGAACAAGGAUUAAUCCCUUUCUACGCUGUUGCAACUUUAGGAACCACUUGCUCCUGUGCAUUCGAUCGCCUCGACGAAAUGGGCGUCGUUGCCAAUCGCGAGAACGUGUGGUUGCACGUUGACGCGGCUUACGCUGGCUCUGCCUUCAUCUGCCCGGAGUUCCGAUACUUAAUGAAGGGCAUUGAAUUAGCAGACUCGUUCAACUUUAAUCCGCACAAGUGGAUGUUGGUAACGUUCGAUUGCUCGACGAUGUGGCUGAAAGACCCGACAUACGUGAUCAAUGCAUUCAACGUUGAUCCAUUAUAUUUGAAACACGACAUGCAAGGUUCUGUUCCUGAUUAUAGGCAUUGGCAAAUUCCACUGGGCAGGAGGUUCAGGGCAUUGAAACUUUGGUUUGUGUUGAGGAUUUAUGGCGUCGAGAAUCUCCAACGGUUUAUUAGGAAUCACGUCUCUCAGGCUCAUGAAUUCGAAGCGUUGGUCCAGUCAGAUUCGCGGUUCGAAAUUGUAGCAGAAGUUAUAUUGGGGCUCAUUUGUUUCCGAUUAAAGGGAUCGAACGACAUAAACGAGGCACUAUUAAAGAAAAUCAAUGGAGCCGGUAUCAUUCAUUUGGUCCCCUCGAAGAUAAACGACGUGUACUUCCUGCGAUUCGCGAUUUGCUCGCGGUUCAGCGAGAGUAAAGAUAUUCAAAACUCGUGGAAAGAGAUAAAACUUAGAGCGGAUGAGAUUUUCGAGGAGCAGUCGGUUUCUAAGUGAUGGCGCGCUCAAAUAGCUCGUGGUUGUAGAUCUCUAGCGCCUGCAACUUGUAAUCAAUCUUAAUUUCUAGUUGUCUGGUUUUCUUUAAUGAAUUUGAAAAAUCCGAGACGUAUUUCAUAAUCGAUACUGUCAAAUAAUUAACUAAAUAAUUAAAUUAAAAAAUUAAAUAUUAAAAUGAAACGGGUAAAUUUCAUUUUGAAUUUUGUCAGUUCAAACUAUUUUCUUAACACAACGGGAGACCUGUUGAUAUUCUGUGAUGCUCAGAAUUUCAAAAUAAUUUAGGUAGACGUCCCUAAAAAUUAUUUUAACCGUUACUGGUGUUUAGAAAUACCUUGAAUGAAUUCUGUGUAAACCAAAGAUCUCUCGAUUACCGUUUCUCGCUAACGAACACAUAAUUUUAUUCUCCGUAAACGCAGUAUUAUGUGUCGCCUUGUGCCACUUUUCCAGCGCGUAGCUAACAUUCCGUAGGUAGGCCUCGUUUAGAUCGCUUUCUUCGAUCACCGGGAGUGGCCGGACGCACACCGUGCACAGGUGUACCUUUGCAACGGCGUUGCAGAAUUGUUGUAGGCACGUGUUGCGAAUACAUCAGCUGUGAGCGAGUACUUCGUCCAUCUUUAUCACAAUACGAAAUACGUAAAAAAUUUCAAAUAAAAUAUCGGAGGCAAAGGAUUUAUUAAAAACCUAUCAAAUAUUUAAUUAAUAAUUAAGUUAACAAAAAUUAGAAAAUAAUACUUGAUAGGAAAAGAUCGACGGAAGUACUCUCACUCAGCUGACGAUUUGUGAAACUGUAGUACGGUAUUGGUAUUAUUAUUAUUAUUAUAUCACGAUGCUAUAGAGUAUAUAUGUACGUUGAAUAUUUGUGGUGUUAAUGGAUAGAUUCUAGUUGUCAUGCAAUGCAGUAUGAGACAUGUUGAAAUCAAUCGUGUUUUAAGCAAUGUGUUUCAUCGCAAGGAACGUUAAAUGUGAUUAUAAAGAGAGUAUUGUUCGUUUUCCUGUAUUCAACACUCCUUUACAGGAAGGAUAAUGACAACAAUCAUUACUUUAAUUUUCACAAAUUAUUAAUAUUUCAUUGCUGGUAGCAGAUUAUACAAAAAUAAUCAUGAAUCUCUUAAAUAUUUUGUGAAGAUCGUAGCGAGGUAGAUAAUCAAUAUAUACGAAAACAUCAGAAUGUAGGGAAUAUUUCUUUUACUUGAUAAUAAAUCUUAAUUGUACUUUAGUUAUGUAGCAGGGAUCUCAAGUAGGUAUACGUCGAAUAAUUGUGCGAAGUAUUCACAAAACGUGUCCCAAGAUGUAUAAAGCAUUCAUAGGAUACAUAAAAAAACUGUUUGUUUAGAAAGAGAAUCCUGUGUUUCUCAGAUUACGAUGUAUUAAAAUUAUAAGUAUUGUACGCUAAGUUUGUUUGACUAUGUUUUAUUAAAUUAUUGUUUUAAAAUAACUGUUAUAUAUAUAUCUUAAGAGAAAUAUGAUCUAUAUUUAUGCGUCGUGUCAUGUAUACUAACCACGCAGUUGUAUGUAAUGUACUUAUGUUGUAAAUAAGUUAUACAUACGAUAGUUAUAAGGAUACAAGGAUAUUUAUGUAACAUAUCCUUUCCUUCCUCUUCUAUGCACAUGAUCGACGUUCCUCUAAAUAUUAUCUACAUUUGAUUGCCAUGAUCGUGCUCGUGUUAUAAUACUGUUAUUCAUAUAUACGUGUGUCGUUGUAAACGAGAUUUGUAGACAGUGUGAAAGAUAUAAAAAUGUUCAUUCCCAAGUAGGAAAAUGUAAAAUCAAUUGCAAUAUGUAAGAAUGUGUGAUACUUCAUGCUGCUCAAGUAUCUUUAUUUGUUAGAUAAACAAUGUCGAGUGCGAUUAUGGCAUUUUUAACGUAAAGUAGUGCUGCAACUGGGACAAUAAAUAGAUCUAGAAUUACUUUACACAGUUUGGUCUAUCAAACGAGCAAACGUUCUUAAAAAUAGUUUCAAACCGGACAGACAAUUAAAAAGAUACACUGGUUAUGACUCAGAGCACAGAGAUUCUAUACUUGUACAUAAUGAAAAUUAUAUAACAGAAAGAAGUUAAUCUAGUUUCUGCUAAUAAAUCUAUAUUUAAAUAGAUAUUAAAAACGAAUGGAUAAAUACGUAAAGAGCAAAUUUAAUUGGACGUUAUCGUUGUUAAUUGUUUGAUAAGAACGUUUCCUCGAUAAAAUAACAGAUUGCUGUUAAGUGGGACCAGCGGGAAGUAAUAUAAUGAAAUGUAACCGUAUGUACAUAUAAAUCGUCGUUGAUAUUGAACCAGAUUUAUUUCCUCCUCGUUUCAAGGCCAACGAUCCGUCAUAAAUAAAUGUGUAUCAGUGUUGAAAUUAUCUAACGAAACAUCGUCAUUAUAGCAAUGUCAGCGCAAUAAAGUAUGAACGUUAAACCUAAA
Molecule: messenger RNA, 4408 nt
Organism: Ceratina calcarata
Lineage: Eukaryota; Metazoa; Arthropoda; Insecta; Hymenoptera; Apidae
Gene: Ddc
Product: aromatic-L-amino-acid decarboxylase
Exons: 11
Coding region: 564-2006 (480 amino acids)
Biological process (GO): carboxylic acid metabolic process; amino acid metabolic process; serotonin biosynthetic process
Cellular component (GO): cytoplasm
Molecular function (GO): aromatic-L-amino-acid decarboxylase activity; pyridoxal phosphate binding
Source: RefSeq, a predicted model, not a curated record